AUGGCAGCAUCCGAACCCCUUUCUAAAUUCAACAGUAUUACCUCGGAUAACUUCGAAUACAAGCCUUCGAGGGUGACUGCUCUUUUCCUUAUACAUUUCGAUGUUAGACGUGGUUAUCAACUAGUAUGGUCGAAACAAGCCAAAAGUCGACCACCCAUCGACCUAGGCGGUUUAGACUACAAAGUGUUACCAUCCGGGAUACAGGAACAUACAACUAGUACAGUUUUUAUUAGCCAUGCUUGCGACAAUACAGUCUACUACGGGUUAGGAAGAUUUCGUCAAAGGAUAGUUGGUGCGGAUCAUGAAUCUAGCCAGAUUAGCAGAGAUGAUGUUAAAAUGUAUUCAUUAGGGAUUCUCUGUGAAUCCACACCUAAUCCCAUGUGGAAAUCCAAUGAAUUCAUAAAUAACGGGUGGGAAUAUAUAAAUAAAUUGGAUGAUGGCCUUGAAAAGUUUCUCAAUGGAAAUGAUUAUGAUAACUUUACUAUAUUUGACGAAGUAUUUGAUAAUUUGACAAACACCCAUUUGAAGGUGGGAAAACCAAAUAUCAAUAUUAACAACCAUCUUUUAAGCAAAUUGCCGUUAAUGUUCCAGUCAUUAGGUCCAUUGGUGUUUUCGUUAUUCAAGCAAUGUUUAUUGCGUAAGAAAGUAUUAAUAUUUCAUCAAAAUCAUAGCAAAAUUGAUAAUUUCAGCCUGGGUGCAUUCACAUACUUAUUAUCUCUAUUAUCGAUGAUUCCCAAUGACAUAAAGAUCUAUAGUGACGCAUUAACAUAUUCACAACCCUUAUAUAAUAUUGGAUUAAAUGACUUGGAAAGUUCGUUGCUUGAAUUCCCAGCCACUAUAGCAACUACAAAUGACGAUAUAUUGAUGUACCAGAAGAACCUUUAUGACUACGCAGUUUUCUUACCUAACGAAGAGUAUGGAAAUUCGUAUAUAUUAAAAUCAGACACACUAGUGAACAAUAUGAAAAGUCCCUUGGACUUCCUCAACCACAGAGUCAAAGCUACUCUCAAGGAUUACCAUAAGUUCAAGUUGAUAUAUAAACAGUUGUUGACGAGAACCCGUAGUCAUACGACGAAUGCGUCAACGGAUGAUUUGGCAUCAAUAAAGACGUCAAAUUCAAAUGUCUCAUCCAGAGGCUGGGGUUUUAACUCCCAAAAGGAUGAAACAUAUUUAGAAGCAGAGCCUACAUGGUGGAUGGAUUCAGCAACCUGCCCUAUUUCGUGGAGAGAAUAUGUCUGGUCUGCAUUUUCGUGGUUUGCAUCUGCCGGUACAGUUGGCGAGGAUUCAACUACGUUAGAAAAUAACGACGACCAUCCAUCCAGGCCAAUCAACAACGAUGAAUCUUCACUCAAUGAUGAGGACUCCAGACGCAAAUUAAUCCAGCUAGUGGAGAUCGUUGGCCGUUUCCAUAUGCUCACUAAGAAAUGGUUUUACUUGAUGAACGAAAUUAUUCGUGAAGAAUUGGACGAGCAGACUCAAGCAGGUGCAUCUACAUUUACACAAUCAGAUUCUAACGGACCGUUAUUGAUGAAUAUGGAUGAAGACUCCAAGAUAAGUAUCGAGUUGACCUACCAAGACAUUAUUGAUAUGGAACUAGAUCCGUACUCGGAGCAAGAUUUACAAUUCGUCAAAGACUUUGUAAUACUCUACUGGGGUUCUGUAGUUAAAAACGUCGAGAUUGGUAUUGGACUAAGUGGCAUAUGCUGUUAA
Molecule: messenger RNA, 1710 nt
Organism: Debaryomyces hansenii CBS767
Lineage: Eukaryota; Fungi; Ascomycota; Pichiomycetes; Serinales; Debaryomycetaceae
Exons: 1
Coding region: 1-1710 (569 amino acids)
Cellular component (GO): lipid droplet
Source: RefSeq, a predicted model, not a curated record